AUAGUCGGCGCGUAGACGUUGCACUAACACACGACUUCACUCUUUCCGUGGCAGUGGCACUCAUUUUAACACUCAUUUGAUACCAAGAUGGCGCCAACCGAAACAAAGUUGGUUCUCUCAAGGAUUGUCGUGAGUGCGGCGGUUUUCUUCUCGCUAUGUGUGGAGCUACCAUCAGUGAGGGCAGCGGAGGUCCGUCGCUGCUACUGGUGCGGGCCGCUAGCGGAGCAGGUGCACCGCAGCACGCGCGCGCUACCGUGUAGCGGGCCCCACACGCAGGUCACUGUGUGCGACCCUGGCUUCCCGUAUUGUGCGGUUGUGGCUACGUCCCCGCCUUACAUAGAAUCGAGAUACUGCGUAAAAUUAUACCAAGAUGAAUGUUAUUCCCUGUACUGCAACUCGACUAGAACCUGGCGUAUGACCUGCCCCUGCCGAGGAGACCUCUGCAAUGGACCCAACACCGACCGCGAAGAAGAUGCCUUUGCAGGACUCGCCAAGCUAGUCGCUAGGACUCAUAACACAAGAGUCAGAAGGGCACUCAUUACCACAGCUGGCUUCAUCAACAUGAACACUAAGACCAAUCGAAUAGACAACACUACUGUUGAAGAUAAUAAAAUUAUACCAUCUAAUACGUCAGACAAUGUUGUUGAUGCUGAUUUAAACAAUGAGAAUCAAAUUAAUGAGACUAAUACUGAUGUAGAAGGUGGAAAUAAAGAAGAAGAAUCUCCCGCUGAUGAUACUGCUACUGUAGUGCCAGAUGUCAAAAAUGAUGAAAAUGAAAUGCCGGAAACUGCAACCAUUGCAACUGCUGAACUUAACAAUGAAGCUCCCACAAGCAGUCCCAAUAACAAUGCAGAUGAAGUAAUAAAAACCACUGACCCUCAAAUGAAUGAAACCAGCAUACAAAUUGACAUUCCAACAGUUGAAAUUGAAAGCAGCGAUCUUAAAACAGAAAUCAUACUAAUGAGUAGUGAAACGACUAAAGUUGUAAAAGAUAUGGAACCAAGUGAUGUUACAAAUGCCAAUGAAAAUAUUCCCGAUAUUCAUACUGUUCCAGAAUUUACUACCCAAGCGACUGUUGAGAUGAAAGACACGGCUGGAAUGACUACUCAAGCUACAAUUACUUCUCCGACUGAAGAAAAAGUAACCAUAAGUAAAGUCAAGCCGAGUGAACAGCUACCUACAGCCGAAGCUCUUCAACAUAAUGAUACACCGUCAACAAAACCUACUGAACAAGUCACAAUGAGUACAGCUACUACAAGUAUGCAACCCAUGCAAGUAUUAACUACAGAAGCUACCAAACCAAGGAAUAACACCGCUGUAAGAAUGGAAACUCAUAUUCUCACACUAGCCGUCGGCGUCAUCUUACAUUUUAAAAUCUAAUUUAAAUAUUUAAGGCAUUUCUUUUCGAAUUUCACUGUCAAAAGUUGAUCUCUGUAAGUGGAGCUUUAAUUGUUAUAGAAAUUAAAUGUAGAUUAUUUGUAGCGCUCAUUCCAUGUGAUAUUAGCAUAGACAAAUUGUAAAUAUUUUCAGCAAUAUUUUUAGACAUUAUGUAGAUGUGAUUGGCAUUGGCACGAGAAAUAAAUAUGCACAGU
Molecule: messenger RNA, 1592 nt
Organism: Helicoverpa zea (corn earworm)
Lineage: Eukaryota; Metazoa; Arthropoda; Insecta; Lepidoptera; Noctuidae
Exons: 4
Coding region: 88-1380 (430 amino acids)
Source: RefSeq, a predicted model, not a curated record